This is a messenger RNA of Salvia miltiorrhiza (redroot sage), 977 nucleotides long. Its product is annotated as VQ motif-containing protein 8, chloroplastic-like. The record is from RefSeq and is a predicted model, not a curated record. Gene Ontology annotation, cellular component: nucleus. Bases 175 to 726 code for a protein of 183 amino acids. NCBI's taxonomy places the organism in Eukaryota, Viridiplantae, Streptophyta, Magnoliopsida, Lamiales, Lamiaceae. The transcript has a single exon.
AAACAAUUCAUCACAUUUAUAUAUAAAGAGUAGACUUUCAAUCUUAUUACUUAUCAUAUUUCUAUUUCAUCACCUCUAUAUAUAAGCAAAAGGCCCCCACUCUCAAGCCACCUUUUUCCUAUCCUUAACCUCAAUCCAACCAAGGAAAAAGCACCCAUUUCUUUCCAUUUUUAUAUGAAGAAAGGCAUGAGCCCUUUAAAGUUUCAAGAUAGUGACGCCACAAAGGGAGUGAUCAACGGCCCACGCCCUCCGCCGCUGCGAGUCAACAAAGAUUCACACGUCAUUCACAAACCGCAUCCCAAUCAGGCGGCGGCGGCGAAGCGGCAGCCGGUGAUCAUCUACACGCACUCCCCGAAGGUGAUCCACGCGCAGCCGCACGACUUCAUGAUCCUCGUGCAGAGGCUCACCGGCAUGUCGCGAGACGACGAAGAUGACACAUCGGUGAAGUCGGACUCCGACCAAAAGGAGGUGAACAACAGCGCCAUCGCCGACGAGAGCAGCGAGACGACGUCGUCGGUUGUAACUGAUGAUGAGAGUGUGAUGGGAGACGUGAAGCAGGAUUCGGGCAUGUACAAAAUGUCAAACAACUUCUUGUUGGAGGCGCCGCUCUUUACGCCGGCCUCCAAUGACUUCUUCUGCUCGCAGCGCCCCAACUCGAUGUUCCAGUCUCCCGCCGCCAUCUCGCCGUCCUUCAUGGAUUACAUCAAGGCCUUCCCGGAUUACUGAUCUUUGGAUCAAGAGGUGAAAUUAUUUCAUUGUUUCAUUUAGAUUUUAUAGGGUGUAGAUCCAUCGGAUAAAUUAGUUAGGGCCAUUUUAUAUUCUUUAAUUAGCCAUGUGUGCGAGGCUUCAUUUCCUUGCAUCUUUGUGCUCCCAAUAAAUUUCGUUUGACUACUAAUAUAAUUUCAAGUGUACACAUACCUUUAGCUAGAUACACAAUCAUACUAUUGAAUUCAAUAUAUUUUGACAUUUCAGUUCUA